AUGUUUCCGGAGAACAUUGUCGCCGCUACAUUCCAACAAGCGCAAACGAAGUACAUUACUGUACGGCCGAAAAUCUUGAAAGUGAACGAUACAUUGCAUCUGGAGAUGCUCAACAAUGGCACACUAGAUUACGUAAAAGCCGCACUUGAGUACAAUGACGGUAUCAACGUGUUAGGUAUUAUCGUUUUCUGCAUUGCUUUGGGCAUUUCUUUGUCACAACUUGGAGCUGAAGCUGAUGUGAUGAUCCAGUUCUUUGCAAUCAUGGAUAAAGUCAUCAUGAAGCUCGUGAUGACUGUCAUGUGGUACUCACCUUUCGGUAUCAUGUGUUUGAUUAUGGGCAAAAUCCUUGAGAUCCAAGACCUUGCCGACACAGCUCGAAUGUUGGCAAUGUAUAUGGUUACGGUUCUAACCGGAUUAGCUGUACACUCGCUUAUUUCUCUUCCCCUCAUAUUCUUCCUAACUACUCACAAAAACCCUUUCACGUUUAUGCGAGGUCUACUUCAAGCAUGGAUCACGGCUCUUGGAACAGCGUCUAGCUCUGCUACUUUACCCAUCACCUACAAUUGCUUGGAGGAGAACCUCGGAGUUGAUCGACGGGUGACGCGAUUCGUUCUGCCCGUGGGAGCAACUAUCAACAUGGAUGGAACAGCGCUGUACGAAGCGGUUGCGGCCAUCUUCAUCGCUCAAAUGAAUGGAGUUAAUUUGUCAUUUGGACAAGUCGUUACCGUCAGUCUCACUGCCACUUUGGCUUCUAUUGGUGCAGCAUCGGUGCCCUCUGCCGGUCUGGUCACAAUGCUACUCGUGCUCACAGCUGUCGGACUUCCUGUGAAGGACGUCUCACUGAUUGUUGCUGUUGAUUGGUUAUUAGAUCGUAUUCGCACUUCUAUCAACGUGCUUGGAGAUGCAUUCGGUGCUGGAAUAGUUUAUCACUACGUUAAAGAAGAUCUCAUCGCUCAUGAUCGUGUUCAUCCGAUGCGUACAUUGUCAUUGGCGACGCCAGCAGGUUUUGUCGCUGUUGCGAACAGAGGCGACGAUGAGUUGCCCGAGGAGAAGCAGCCACUCCAUGGUGUCUAUACCAGUGUGCCGGUGGACGAAAAACGACGCUAA
This is a messenger RNA of Cooperia oncophora, 1107 nucleotides long. The record is from the annotation of a GenBank genome assembly. NCBI's taxonomy places the organism in Eukaryota, Metazoa, Nematoda, Chromadorea, Rhabditida, Trichostrongylidae.